AUGACUUCAAUGAGCUACUACCUGUUAUCUUUGAGGCGGACGGCAUCGGUGGCUGAAGUGCAACACGAAUUGAAGGCUGAGGGUAUCGCGCCCUUUGUCAAUGCCCGGGCUGUGCAAUGGGUGCAUUUGCCCAUGAGAGCCGACUACAUGCUCGCAAUCGAUUGGGACGUGGUUCUGGGUCUCGGAUCAGGCAUUCAGCUCCCUGAGCGUGUUCUCCAAUUGACAGACGCUCUUCACAAGGUCGAUGUCUGUGUUGCAUCGCCAUCUCCGAUUAACGACAAGCUCCAAUCGACACUCCCCCCGCCACAACUAUCCUUCUAUGAUCGACCACUGAGGGCGCUUUGCACUCAGUUUCACCAAAUCACGCCGAGCAUGCUGGCUUUCGCUGAUCAUCCGCUGUGUCCAAAGGGCCCGAUUUCGAUGCUGAAUUUCGUGUCGUAUCAACCUUUUGCCUUCGCAGAGGGCAGCUACCAAAAGUAUCUCGAAGGUGUCCAAGCUGGUCCGGCGAAAAGAUCUGGCGUCUCUGUCAAAUUCAACGGCUCGCUGACUCCACUCCACGGAGCCAGAGCCACGGGAGAAUGGGAUCUGGUCUUCCUCGCGCAGUAUCCUUCCUUCAAGCACUUUGUCGAUAUGGGAUCCGAUUCAGAGUACCAAGAACUCAACCGGAAGUACCGAAUGCCAGCAUUGCGGGAUCUCUGCAUUCUGAUAACUACAGAAGUCGACCUCGAAUGGACAAUUCCAGGGAGCGAGAAGGUCAAGCCGGAAGUCUCGAAAGGGGUGAUUGAAUCAGCAAAUCAAUAA
Messenger RNA from Zasmidium cellare ATCC 36951, 801 nucleotides. RefSeq lists its product as uncharacterized. The transcript has a single exon. Lineage: Eukaryota; Fungi; Ascomycota; Dothideomycetes; Mycosphaerellales; Mycosphaerellaceae. Bases 1 to 801 code for a protein of 266 amino acids. The record is from RefSeq and is a predicted model, not a curated record.